GUGGUCAUAGUACGAGGCUAGGUUCUGUCCUGAGUGCGUCGGCCUGGUGGAAAAAUUGGUGCUCUUAGUCGUUGGAUUAGCUGUGGUGCUGGGGGAACGAGCUUGCUGAGUGGAUGCUGCUAGGUGACCACCGGAAGGAAGCGGAAGCGGAAGUGACACAGAGUGCAUCGAGUCUGAAGUGUGCGUCGUUCGUGCGUGCGUGCGACGAAAGGCUGAUCGAUCGUCAGUAAUACCGUCGGGUGGUCUGGUCUGGUCCGUCGGCGCGACUUGCGGUGCGGAAGUGAGCAGAGAGCAGAGAGCGUUUCGGGAGAGGCUAGAGAACACUGCCAGCAGCGGUAACAGCAUUUGAAGAAGCAACCAUGGCCGACAAAAAGGUAGCAGAACAGUACUAUGCCCCGCCGCCCAAGCUGGGCAAAUGGGAUGGCUUCAAGACGUUCAUGUGGGACAGCGAAACCAGCCAAUGCCUUGGCCGCACCGGAUCCAGCUGGGCGAAAAUUCUUUUCUUCUAUCUAUGCUUUUAUGCUGCCCUUGUCGGAUUUUUCGCUGCAAUGUUGGCCGUCUUCUGGCAAACACUAGACAUGCAGAUACCCAAAUUCCAGCUCGAUAGCUCGUUGAUCGGAUCGAAUCCAGGAUUGGGUUUCCGACCGACACCACCAGAGUAUCAGAACGUGGAGAGCUCGUUAAUCUGGUACAAAGCUUCCGACAAUGGAAACGUUGAAAUCUGGACCAAGCUGAUCGAUGAGUUUUUGAUGCCUUACACACAAGAAGAAGAUAACCGCGUCGAUUGCUCAUUCGACAACCCACCACCGGAGGGCAAGGUUUGCAAAGUUCCUAUGACUAACUGGUCCCCGUGUGUCAAGGAAAAUCGAUACAAUUUCAAAAAGAAGAGCCCAUGCAUAUUCCUGAAGCUGAACAAGAUCUACAACUGGGUUCCGGACAUGUACAAUACUUCGAACAACUUGCCGGAAAACAUGCCCGAUGAUCUGAAGGAGCACAUCCGCGGAGAGGAAGCUCGUGGAAAUAAAAACACCAACGUGGUUUGGGUAUCUUGUUCCGGUGAAAAUCCCGCUGAUAACGAGCACAUUGGAGCGAUCCAGUACAUCCCACGCCGUGGGUUCCCCGGAUACUUCUUCCCGUACAAGAACGUGGAUAACUACCUGCCACCCGUAGUGGCGGUGUAUUUUGAAAAACCAAAGAAUGGCGUACUCAUCAACAUCGAGUGCAAAGCCUGGGCCCGCAACAUCAUGUACGAUCGCUCGGAGCGAAGAGGGUCCGUCCACUUUGAGCUGAUGAUCGAUUAAGCGGGUAACGCUUUGGGCACAUUUCAAACGCGUUUUCGAGCGUGAACCAGCUAUCGAGCAAGCGAGCAGGGGAGCAGAGAAGAGUGUACGGCAGCAGGGGGUCAAAUAAGUUGACGCUAGCGUUUAGGCAACAACCGUCGGUGCUGUUUAUCCAUGGGGUGCAAAAACAACACGGCGGCACAGUUAGGUCAGAGCGAAACCAUUGAUUAGCGAAAAUCAACACAAGAAGCAAAAGGGUGGCCCGCGACACCCAGAGCGUAACACAUUGUAGACGAAUGUUGUGGAGCAAUAUGCAUGAAUCAUUCGGUUAAGUAUUUUAUACGUUUUGCAUGUAUUAGUUGAGCGAUUUGUGGGAAACACGAUUUUAUAGAGGCAUUAGUUACAGGACGUACAACACACGCGAAGUAGGACACUCAUCGCUAUCUGGGGCCAGUGUUGAGCUGGCAUCGAAUCGUCGCGCUACUUCAAGCUGCUGCUGCCGAUGGCGACGAGAACGAUCCGAUGGUUCCGAUCUAUUGACUCCAUCCCUCGAUGAGGGACGGAACAUGGGGAGGGCAAUUGCUUUGGCUGCUUAGAGCACACUCCAUAUGUCCCUUCACCUUUCGGCAGGAUAGCAUCUGAUCUCUGGCUCCGAAGUUGCACGCGUCACUAUCGAUCGAUUCGUUUCUCAAGCCGAAAUAGUUUGCAAUUAAUAGUACUAGUUCGAUGGGUGGACGCAAAGUGAUCAUGCUUCAACACGGUUGAUCGGAGCGGAUCGUAUUGCACAUUAACUAUUCAUUUUCAUUGAUUCAAGACGCUUCAAGACAGGAACCGAAAUCCCUGGACACCGACCGUUUUCAGCAGUGUAGCGAGCCGAAGAACAAAACCAAACAAGAAAACCCAUUCAAUUCCCAUUUGAUGAUGAUAAAUCUGCUCGUAAGCAACUGAUUAGCGAGCUCGCAGCGUAGUAUAGUAAAGCGCGUGUAAACUGCCGAAGAGCGGUAUCGUUUUGGGCAAUACGAUGCAACAUUCAAAUGUCUGCGCGUCUGAGCAAAAAGCGAAAGAGAUAAAAAACAACACGAACCGGCAAGAGAGAUAACCGUAGUGAACCCAGAAUAAAGCAGAAACUAAACUGUAGCAAUGAGCAACGUAGUAAAUAAAACAAGUGUCAGCAAAAAGCAAAACGAAUGAUUAAACAACACAUAAAGGGCCUCUUUCUAUUCUUACCACUCACUGCCCAUGAAUAAGUUAAAAUGAUGCAUAAACGUAAAACAUACAAACACAACAAAGAGAAUAAUAAAGAGACAACAACAACAAAAAUCAAGAACAAACAACCGAAUCGAAUCGAAUAUAGAAUACAAUAAACCCGGGGUGUGAGGCAAGCAUAAUGUGGAUAGUGUGGUAUGGUAUACACAAAGCGCAACUAUACGGACACAUACAAAUAACUAGAGACAUACCGAGAACAGUGUUAAAAUAAAAGUGUAUAAUUACGAUCAACGCGUUCGCUGGCCUCUGAAGUCCACUGAAUUUAUUGUAAAAAUCAUACCAAAAACCCUAAAUCAGACACGACCCCCGGUUGGACGAUGAGGUACAUAAAUUUAAAGCAAACAAACAAAAAAUCGAGACCACGCGGUGCGGGCGUCGAUUCGGACCCCGCCCUCGGAUUGAUAUCAUACCGUGGCUAAGUGUUUUACCGUGCAGAGAGAGGCGGACGAUAGUUAACUGUGCAUGGAUGUUGUGCGACCGCAGCUGGAUCGCAAAUUUUCUUGAACAUUAAACGAACAGUUUUCCGUACCGCGGACGGCAAUGCGGUGAUGUGUUGAUGCAUUCGGCCGUCUUAUGGAGUUGUUUCGUACACGCACGUCGUAGUGUAGUGUUGAACUUUAGCGAGGGUAUCGUUAUCCUUGCACGCCGGGCUUCAGCACGUGUGGCACGCGAGUUUGCCGCCGCCCCAGUUUGUUGUAGCCGUUGCACGGCGGUCGUCGUCUCGUAGCUCUUUUGCCACAUAAACUUUGCGAAUUGAGUGUUUACGUUGUUCGUCAAGCUUUACACUGCAUCAUCAGCGAUCUAGGUUAGUGUUACGUUUUCAUAAUGUCGGAAGAUACCUGUUGUCCUGUUGUUCGGGUGCAUGGUAUUGAGCGAAGCAUGGUAUUGAAUCAAGAAAGCCCUUUAACCCUAAACGACGAUCUAAUCGAUUCUUGCAGGCGCAGCUCUAUGUGUGUGUGUGUGUUCAAUCGAAGCCACAAUCGAAGUUCAUCAGAUAUACUCGCGUACGGAUGGCGGAGGGUUGAACCCCGGCGCGAGGAAGAGAGGAAGAUGUAAGAUGUAACAAUGUUGCAAAGUGUAAUGAAUAAAAUAAAUUCACACCACAACCACACACACCCACACGCCGACAGAUAAAGAGAAGAAGAUACACAGAACAAAAGAACGCAAAUUAGAAAAAAACCUUAUUGAAAUAUAAAUGGAACAAGCGUGCAGUGCGCGAGCGAGUACGUGCGCGCGCGGGGGCAUAUUCAUUAAAUACAACUUACCAUUUAAUACGCAGCAGAGGACCCUUAAAAUCCGCAAAAAGCGAACAUUUGACCGAUUGACCCCUCCACAGACACACAACCACACGUACACGUACACUCUCACACCGGGGGGUGGGCGAUGCAACCGCGGGCCCGGUGGGCGCCAUAUGCAUUAGGCGGAACGCGAGCAGCAAGCGCGAGUGUCGUAAAGUAGCGUAAAUACUUUUUGGAGCUUAGGGCAUCUGUAGAAAUUACGAGUUAUAAGUAUUUUUUUAAAUAUAAAAUAUAAAGUCGAACGAACGAAGCAGCAGCCAGCAGCAUGUCAAAGAUGGACGCGCCGCGAAGGACGUGCGUGCGUGCGUGCGUGCGAUGUUAAUUUUACGCCCCUACACCACACUGGCGCCGGGUUAGGUAGUUUAUUACGGAAGAAACUGACACUAGAAGCUUGAGAAUUAUUUAUUUAGGAUAGCGUUUAUCGUACCUUGUUAAGUUUUUUGGGCAUACACGGAUAUGUUUCGCUCGUGUCGUUCGUGUUCAUUCAUGUAUGUGUGUGUGUGUGUGUUGUUGGCACGCUACCGGCAUGAGGUACAUGUUUUCAUACGUGUGGUUAGAGUUUCCUUCUUUUGAUAACCGCGUUGAACCACGUUUUUUUACGUUUCCCGCGAACGGGGGCCGGAUGCCGAAAGGAAACAUCUUCGCGCGAGACGCAUUCGUAUGCACAGUUCGACAGAACACACGUGACGGUCGCAAGACGAGGGAGCAGAUAGAGAAACCCGAAGAAAAUCCCUAAACAGAAUAUAGCGCUAAAUUUUAAUUACAAUUAACGUUACAAAUGGUAAACCAAUGCAGCGGGCAGGAGGAUAGAAAUCUCUAGCUUAGGGAGAUGCUGAAGCAGAAAACAAAAUCUAUUGUUAGUCGAGAAUAUUUACUAGGAUACCGAUGUGUUGGUGGCAUGAGGAAAACAGUAAACAAAAGAGAAAACAACACACAACACGCGCGCGCAUACACCCCGCAAAGCAACGCAAGAUGAUCGGCGAGUGGCGGCAGCAAAACCAAGGCAACAUUCUAGUUAUAAAAUCAAGUCGUUGAAAAAAAAAUACUAAAGUAAUAAAUAAACUCAAACGAAACUCAUAGAACAGAACCAGAAAUGAAUCUUUCUUACAUUGAAACACUACCAACGUACACAACGCAUAACAGAGAAAUAGUAACAACACACUGCAAACCGCGUGACGCAAGCGCUAGCAACCACACACAUACACCUUAACGCCACGCAAUUCACACAGACACACACACACACUCUAGUUUAAAUACCUGUCGCAGGGUAGUGUCGCUUUUCGAGAUCAGAGAGAUGAAAACCAAUCACGCCGAACGGCCAGACGAGUUUGUGCUGAUGCAAACACAAUACAAUAUAACUUAAUACUAUGAAAUAUAAACAAAGGAAGCCCAAUAAAUGCAAACAACUAGUAAUUCGAAAAGAAAAAUGAACAAAUACGAUGGAAAACCCAGAAAAAUGCAAACGCUUUAGCGAAAAGCGUUUGUACUGCAGCUUUUAGUUUCUAUCACACUUAAGUAAGUUGAACAAACCAAAAAAGAAGACAAGGAGAGAGAGGGAGAGAGAGAAAGAGAAAAACACAAACAAUGCGUAAACCACGAAACCAGAGAACGGCAUAAGAUCUAUCUUGAGACAGACCACCCACCACAUACAGACGGAAAUUCGAAACGAGCGAAGACAGAUACAGAAAGAGAGAGAGAGAGAGGGAGCGAAAAGGGAAAAAACAACCAAACAAAAGUAAAAUUGAGAAACAAAUAAAAUUUUCUGUUAGAAAGCAAAACGCAAACGCGAUCUAGAUUUGGAUUGGUUAGGAUUCGGAUGGUCGGCGACGAACGGUACGGUACUAUCUCUAUACUACCGAAAGGAUAUGUUGGCAAAGUUGGAGAAAGGAAAUCAUCCGGGCUCGCUCUCUCGUUCGCGUUCACAGGAACAGCGAAAUGAAGAACCGAACCGGUUGCGAUGGUGAUUGGGGCGGCAGCGGCAGCGACGACGGCAGCAGCAGAAAACGGAAUGUAAAGCUAUUAAAUCUUUUUAAUAAACCAAUUAUUGAAAUAAAGAAGAAAAGUCCGUAGAGACA
Molecule: messenger RNA, 5919 nt
Organism: Anopheles cruzii
Lineage: Eukaryota; Metazoa; Arthropoda; Insecta; Diptera; Culicidae
Gene: nrv3
Product: sodium/potassium-transporting ATPase subunit beta-2
Exons: 8
Coding region: 360-1301 (313 amino acids)
Biological process (GO): sodium ion export across plasma membrane; intracellular sodium ion homeostasis; intracellular potassium ion homeostasis
Cellular component (GO): sodium:potassium-exchanging ATPase complex
Molecular function (GO): ATPase activator activity
Source: RefSeq, a predicted model, not a curated record